Phycodurus eques (leafy seadragon) is the source of this 780-nucleotide messenger RNA. RefSeq names its product NK2 transcription factor related, locus 9 (Drosophila) (gene nkx2-9). Gene Ontology annotation, cellular component: nucleus. The record is from RefSeq and is a predicted model, not a curated record. The coding region runs from base 1 to 780 and encodes 259 amino acids. Gene Ontology annotation, biological process: cell differentiation; regulation of transcription by RNA polymerase II. Gene Ontology annotation, molecular function: DNA-binding transcription factor activity, RNA polymerase II-specific; RNA polymerase II cis-regulatory region sequence-specific DNA binding. NCBI's taxonomy places the organism in Eukaryota, Metazoa, Chordata, Actinopteri, Syngnathiformes, Syngnathidae. The transcript is spliced from 2 exons.
AUGGCGGUGCCCACCAAGUUCAGCUUUUCCGUCCGGAGCAUCCUGGACUUGCCCGAGCGCCACCCGAAGGCUUUGCCCGCGUCCUCGCCACCUUCCUCGGCCGCGCGCUCGCCCCUAGCCCCGCCCUCCUCCUCCUCCUCCUCCAUCUCCUCCAUCUCCUCCAUCUCCUCCGCCUGGAUGCUCGACUCGGACCGAAGCUCCCGUUUGUGCUGGGACGAAGGCGGCGGCGGCGGCGGCGGCGGCGGCGGCAGCCCGGAGGCCUCUCCGGACUCCACCAAGCCGGAGCCCGACGAGGCGUCCCCCGACGCCGCCGAGCCUCCGCGCGAGCCGGCGAAGAAGAGCAAGAAGCGGCGCGUGCUGUUCUCCAAGGCGCAGACGGUGGAGCUGGAGCGGCGCUUCCGCCAGCAGCGCUACCUGUCGGGCCCCGAACGGGAACACCUGGCCCGCGUCCUCAGCCUGACGCCCACCCAGGUCAAGAUCUGGUUCCAGAACCACCGCUACAAGAUGAAGAGAGGCCGUGGGCCGGCGGACGACCUGCUGGAGAUGCUCCGGCCUCCGCUGCUGGUGCCGGUGCUGCUGGGCGACCGGAAGCCGUUCGCCGACGGCUCGGGCGAGCUCCGCGUGCCGCUGGCCGCCUACCCGGCCGUGGCGGCCCUCCGGCAGCCCGCGGCCCUGGCGCUGCCUCCGCACCCCCUGCAACGCUCGCGAAGCCCGGCGGGCCGCGGGCUCGCCUGGACCGACUUGUGGAGCGACUCGGUCCACUUUGCUCCGUUCAAGUGA